AGGCAGGAAAUACAGCUAGCUUUUGGCAUCAGACUACUUAUUAAUUGGUUGCGUAAUCUUGUUUAUUUUGAACAGAAAUAAACAUGACAUCAAACGUCAACGUAUGAUGACUCAAGAGUUGACGUGGAACGAACGAUAAACAACAAAAUUCUUCCCAGAUUUAGUUUAAACCACAGUCGGCAGUGAACCAUGGGAGAACAAACUACCUUUAUAAGUGCACUUAAGGAGAAAUAUUGCAGUGAAGAUGAGGCACUUGAAUGUAAAACUUUUGGGGUGCAAAUUGUGGUGUUCGGGAGGGCGGCUCGACAGCGGGGGAGAUCGCGGGGUGAUAGCGCCGGGGAGCCCGGUGAGCACGAAGGCGGGGACGGUGGUGAAGAGAGUCCGGAGUUGGAGUACCUGAAAACGGCUGUGCUGUGCGACCAAGGAAUCAGCCAGGCUGCCAUUCCAUCAAACGGACUGUCCUCCCUCUGUCCAAAUAUUUCAGACCUGGAUCUUUCGGGCAAUGCGUUGAGUAGCUGGGAGGAAGUAUUUACGAUAUUCAAACACUUGCCUCGUCUGAAGUUUUGCAAUCUAAGCUCAAACCCCCUGAGGGGGAGACAGAUUUGUGACAAACUUGACUUUUCUUGUGGCGUCGAUGACUUGGUGCUCAACAAUACUAAAGUAACAUGGAGUGAAGUGGUGGCCUUAUCACGCCUUUUGCCCAACUUGAAACAACUUCAUUUGUGCAUGAAUGAGUACAAUGGUAUCCCAUUCACCGAGGAGGAACUAGCAGCACACUUCACUGAGCUUCAUAAACUAGCACUGAAUAACAACCAGAUAAGGAGAUGGGAAGAGGUUGCCAAACUGAGGUCUCUUCCCAAACUGAAGACUCUCAUAUUACUAGAGAACCCACUUGAAGAUGUGUACUACGAAGAAACAUCUUCAGCAUCGUUAAACAGAAAUGCUUCAGAAGAAGAAACAGAAAAGCGUUCAGGAACCGACCCGACCCAUUCCCAUGGUGAUGGAAGAAGUACAGGGAGUGGAGAGGAGAGCCAGCCUGUACCUGAGGGGAGCGGACAGGAAGCAACAGGUGGGGAUGCUGUCAGGGAUGAGCCAGGCUAUAUGGACUCAGAAGAGAUGGUCAAGGAGAAAGAGGCAAGGGUCAAAGGCGACUCCUGCUCUGUUUCUGGAAAACAAAAUAAGACAGGUGAAUCUGAAGAAAUUCAAACUGAUGUUUCAGCACAGGAGGAACAGAUGAGGAGGAAUCCACGCAAUGAUAAGGAGCAGGUCUUCUCUCAAGGCUUUACAUCCUUAGAGUCGCUGUGUGUCACAGACACUGCUCUGUCAUCAUGGCAACACCUGCAUGAUCUCAGGCUCUUUCCAAGACUACACUCUGUCAAAAUCAAGAAUAUACCACUGUUGAAGUCCUUGGACCAAAAAGAGAGAAGAAAGCUUGCUGUGGCAAGCCUUCCAAGGAUCAAGUUACUGAAUGGGAGUGAAGUGACUGAGGUGGAAAGAGAGAAGUCCGAGCGUCAUUUCAUCCGAACCUUCAGCGGUCAUGAUGACCCUCCUGCAAGAUACCAUGAACUUGUCCAGACCCAUGGCAAACUGAAACCGUUCUCCCAUAUCAGUCUAGGAGAGGGGUUUCAGGAGUUUGUGAAGCUGAACUUCAUCUACGAGGGCAAGUGCAUUAAAGAGGAUGUAAAGAUGAGGGUUAUAGACCCAGUCAAGAUCCUCAGGAUUUACUGUUCCCGCUUGAUAGAGAUGCCAGCUAGGUUAGUGGUGUUAUACCACAAGACAACCAGCCCCCAGUCAGACGAGGUCAUCACGCAAGAAUUGAAUCUGAUUGGAAUGCCAAUGAGCCGUUUCGAUAUGAAGGACGGCGAUGAGAUUCACAUUGAUGUACAUGUUCCAUAUGUACAGUAUGUACCAGAGUGUCAAAUCAACAAAUCAUUAACUCCAAGUCCACGCUAAUUCAAGGCGCCGUAUUUUAGACCGCGUGAGGCCGCUCACAAUAGUAUUUAUCUUCAAGUACGCGCCAGUCCUCCAAUCAGAUUGGCAGAAUGGAGUGGUGAUAAAAACCUAUAUUGCA
Messenger RNA from Asterias rubens (European starfish), 2071 nucleotides. Its product is annotated as tubulin-specific chaperone cofactor E-like protein. Gene Ontology annotation, molecular function: alpha-tubulin binding. Gene Ontology annotation, biological process: protein folding. Lineage: Eukaryota; Metazoa; Echinodermata; Asteroidea; Forcipulatida; Asteriidae. The record is from RefSeq and is a predicted model, not a curated record. The transcript is spliced from 10 exons. The coding region runs from base 190 to 1953 and encodes 587 amino acids.